Messenger RNA from Podarcis lilfordi (Lilford's wall lizard), 1400 nucleotides. Lineage: Eukaryota; Metazoa; Chordata; Lepidosauria; Squamata; Lacertidae. The record is from the annotation of a GenBank genome assembly.
AUGUUACCAAAAAGGCACGCAGGCACCGCUCCGCCAGCAGUUGCGCUCCUGUUUAGACUCCUGACGGCUGCAGUUAACCUGGCUGGGAGUAUGUCUAAUAAUCUAAUUGAACCCAGUAGCGUUUACUUCCAGCUGGGCAUGCGUAGGGUGGCACUGAAAAUCAAUAAUGGACUUUUUUGAAUUCGCAUUGUUUUUGCAGAGGCAACUCCCCACCCCACCCCUAACUUCCCCAAAUCCCAUCAAGUCAGAAAUCAUGCCACCAAUGGGACAAAGCAUUCAUCUGAGGCACGGAUUAGGGUGAGUGUUCAUAAUUUUUAAACAGCCUGCCCAAACGACCAUAAAACCCUUAUUGCAUCAAUGACUCUGCACUUGAGGGGACCCAUGCCCCGCAUUUUAAAACGAACAAGAAUUGCAGUCUCCUUGCAAUGUUCUUUCUUUUCAUUUCUGCCCGGGCGCCUCACAGUUGGGCCGAGAUAGAAUCUGUAUCUUUGUAGCCAGAGACAGAAUCAUAAUAUUGUUCACCUGCCCCAUCACACAUUCACAUUAUGCACAGCAGGACUUCAAACCUGUGAUAAAAUCUUGCACAGGUUUCAAUAAUUACUUUUAAACCCAUUGAAGUCAGUAGGAGGGAAAUUUCUUGUACCAGGGCCAAAGCUGAUGUAAAGUUGCACUGUUGAUGGGGUAUGAGGCCACGGAUGGAUAAGACAGAGAGAGAAUGGAAUAAGUGGGCCGCCUGCAACUCCACAGAGUAAAUGAUUGAACAAUUGCAUGGGCUUUGUUUCAACUGGAGAUGAGGUGAGGCUAUGCAUGUCACUGAAGUUUAAUUACUCUGCUUUCUGUGAUACUGGGGUUUUCUGUGAUACUGUGAUACUGUGAUUCCAGUCUCCUCCUUCAGUCAGUCCUCAUAUUCCUGGCUAUGGCCUUCUCCUGGCCAUGGCUGAGACACUGCCAGCGGGUAGCCUGCCAAAUGGUUAUUGGAAAAGUAUCCACAGGCUUGCCUCAUCGCUGGAUGAGAGGCUAGUUUGGCCCAUUUUGCGAAAAAAAGAUGUGUGUACGUAUAUGUUUAAAAUGCUUCCCCAGCCGCUACCAGGAAGGAAGUCAGAGAUAUGAACUCUGUUGCUGGGAAGAUUGGUCCAAUCUCGCUUGUAGUGACAAGCCUUCACGGCAGAGCUGACCCCAACUCCCAGCGUAACUGCAUAAAACGUGUUUUAUGAGCUCCAUAAACCUCCUCCUCUUUGUGGUUGACGCAUGAUGCCUUGUUCUUGAGAUCUAUAGGCCGUUUGGAACCGGGACAAGAUCAACACAAUGCAAAUGGAUGUAGAUCAGCUCUUCCCGCAGAAUCCAGGCUGCCCCUCUUAUUUACCUGCUCUGCCCACUGCCUUGGCUUGCCUGUCUGUACG